Physella acuta is the source of this 506-nucleotide messenger RNA. RefSeq lists its product as uncharacterized. NCBI's taxonomy places the organism in Eukaryota, Metazoa, Mollusca, Gastropoda, Physidae. The record is from RefSeq and is a predicted model, not a curated record.
UCAGAACAGAUAAAAUCGUAAAAAAUAAUUUGCCACAGAAUCUAUCUACGAGCUAUACCAUGUCCAAGUUAACCGUUUUCAUUCUCUUUACGCUUGCUGUUUCGUACGGUGUAAAUGCACUCACCUGUCCAGUCUGCGUAGACCACACUGACCCAGAUUCCUGCACGGGCACACAGGACUGUGGUAAUAAUCACGAGGUGUGCGAGCUACGUAUUGAAAACAAAAACCCCGCAAAGUUUGAAUAUCAUUGUUCAACGCCCCAGGACUGUCAGAACCACGAGAGCAACAACUGCCCCUUCAACGCCCACUGCACCUACUGCUGCAACAGCAUCCAAUCCUGCAAAGUUCAGAGGGACGAUCUUAUCUUGAAUGUACUCUAAAUAGCAAAGUAACACUAGAAACUUAGCCCUCCCUGUGGAUGUCUUGUACAAGACCCGUUAGUACACAAGAGGACUCAUGAUAUAACGGGGCAAUAGAUUUGAAAUAAAACAUUGAUAUUUGACUCA